ACCGAGACGACGAUCGCGACGGGAGGUGACUUAUUGAGUAACCCAACCUGUGCGCGUUUUAAUACAUGUCGCGUCAGUAAGCAGACCCAGCAUUUUGACAAUGUUGGCUUGCAAGUGGCUCUUAACCGGUACCACGGUCUCUGCUCUCCGGGGUCAUCGCAGUCGCAAAGUCGUUGUGUCCGGCCCUGUGCGGAGAUGGCUGUCCUCACAGACGGACGGAGAGGCCCGCAUCGCGGGCGUGCUGAAGGAGAAGUUCCCGUUAGCCACAUCACUCAAAGUCGUGGAUAUAUCAGGGGGUUGUGGAGCAAUGUAUGAGAUCCAUAUAGAGUCCAAUGAGUUCAAAGGAAAAAGGACCAUCCAACAGCACCAGUUAGUUAAUCAAGCACUCAAGGAGGAGAUUCAAGGAAUGCACGGGCUGCGAAUAUUUACUGAUGUUCCAAAACAUUAGAGAAAGUCCUUCCACUGUUGACCCACAACUUGAUGUAUCUAUCACAAGUUCAGUUCUAUAAACUGUAGUUUGUAAUAUUUCAGUGACAGAGGAACAUUGCCUCAUUGUUUCUGGCAGUUAUACAUUAACAGUGGGAAAGAAUGAAAUGUAUGGUUUCACUAAGUUAUCUUAUGGUUUUUAAUUGUGAGAUAUCAUAAAGCAGGUCACGGCUACAAUACGCACAAAAAUACUUGGGAGAAGGAGGAAAUGUCAAGUCAUGUAGGUUUCUGGCCAGUAUCUGUUUUUUUUCUCAGGGUUGAUAAUAUAAAAGUAAAUACCAUUGUCCUGAAAGUUGGAAAAUGAACACACACUGUUGUUUUCAGAUUUUUCUUUUUUACAUAAAUUAUGCAAGAGCCAUGA
Messenger RNA from Gasterosteus aculeatus aculeatus (three-spined stickleback), 847 nucleotides. It is a transcript of the gene bola3, whose product is annotated as bolA family member 3. NCBI's taxonomy places the organism in Eukaryota, Metazoa, Chordata, Actinopteri, Perciformes, Gasterosteidae. Gene Ontology annotation, cellular component: mitochondrial matrix. The record is from RefSeq and is a predicted model, not a curated record.